CGGACUCACGGUUAAGGCUAUUCCUGCUCUUUCAGCAAGCCAGCAAGCCAUUAUGCGCGAGAUUGUUCAUCUACAGAUUGGACAGUGUGGGAAUCAGAUCGGCUCAAAGUUUUGGGAGGUGAUCAGUGACGAACAUGGUAUUAACAGAGUGGGAGCAUAUGAGGGCGAUAUGGACCUUCAGCUGGAGAGAGUCAAUGUUUACUUCAAUGAAGCUCAUGGUGGAAAAUAUGUUCCAAGAGCACUGUUAGUGGACCUGGAGCCGGGCACUAUGGACAGCGUGAGGGGCAGUCAAAUCGGACAACUCUUCAGACCUGAUAAUUUUAUACAUGGCAAUUCUGGAGCUGGCAAUAACUGGGCCAAAGGUCACUACACCGAGGGCGCAGAGCUUGUGGAACAGGUCGUGGAUCGUGUCCGGAAUGAAGCUGAGAGCUGCGACUGCAUGCAAGGCUUCCAGUUUGUCCACUCAUUAGGUGGCGGCACUGGCUCAGGAAUGGGUACCCUGAUUAUCAAUAAGAUCCGAGAAGAAUAUCCUGAUCGCAUCAUGAAUAGCUUCAGUGUAAUGCCCUCGCCGAAGGUUUCCGAUACAGUAGUAGAGCCAUAUAACGCAACCCUAUCCAUUCACCAACUGAUCGAGAACACAGAUGAGACGUAUUGUAUCGAUAACGAAGCAUUGUACGAUAUUUGCUUUCGCACUCUAAAGCUCACAACGCCAACCUACGGAGAUCUCAACCACCUCGUAUCUCUCACCAUGAGCGGGGUCACGACCUCCCUUCGCUUCCCAGGCCAACUUAACGCUGACCUUCGGAAGUUAGCUGUCAAUAUGGUGCCCUUCCCACGUCUUCAUUUCUUCAUGCCUGGUUUCGCUCCUCUGACAGCACGUGGUAGCCAACAAUACCGAGCCCUAACCGUGCCCGAACUCACCCAGCAGAUGUUUGACGCCCGUAACAUGAUGACCGCAUGUGAUCCCCGUCGAGGACGAUAUCUAACCGUUGCAGGCAUUUUCCGCGGUCGGAUGUCCACUAAAGAAGUCGACGAACAAAUGCUCGCCAUUCAGCAAAAAAACAGCAAUUAUUUCGUAGAUUGGAUUCCUCAUAACGUCAAAGUGGCCGUUUGCGACAUCCCUCCACGAGGGCUCAAAAUGGCCUCCACCUUUAUCGGAAACAACACCGCCAUCCAGGAGAUUUUCAAGCGCAUUGGAGAGCAGUUUGCCCUGAUGUUUCGACGCAAGGCUUUUCUGCAUUGGUACACAGGUGAAGGCAUGGAUGAGCUGGAGUUCAGUGAGGCAGAGAGCAACCUGAACGAUCUGGUGUCAGAAUACCAGCAGUAUCAGGACGCCACCGCCGAUAUGGAUUAUGAAGGAGACGAGGAGGUGAUGGAGGAAGAGUCUUCAAUAGCGCACAGCACUCGAGUGGAGAUUAAGACUGAAGUGGUCACUGAAACUUCGGUCAGCGAAUGAUGUGAGAGUGGGAUUCAGUGAACAUGGGACGAGUGGAUCAGAUUGUGUGGAGUGAGCUCCAAAAAAAGUAUUCAGAUGCUUAAAGUCACCAUGAAAUUAAAAUUGGCCCUUCAUAUUUUUAUGUUUAUAUCGUAGUGCUUGUUAUAAACAAUGCAAAAUUUAACUUGGCCUCAUAAUCUUUUAUCAAAUACCAUAAGUAUCUCUCGAAUUGACUUGUCUUAAUUUCUGGUCACACGGAAGGCCUUUCGGGAGGGGCUGUCAGUGGCUAUCAGCUAUUAGUCUCAUUUCAAGAAGGGUAUAAACGAAGGUCGGAGCCAACUCCAAGUGGGCUGUACAAAACUGGAGUUUUUAUUUAUUUAAUGUCUUGUACAUGACACAGAGUCCAAUAUAGAGUCCAAUAUUGUGCUUUAUGAAUGUCUACACCUACCCCAACUGUAAACCCAACCUCACUGUAACCUGUUGUGCUUUAUUAACAUCUGCACCUUACCCAAACUCUAAACCCAACCUCACAGUAACCUGUUGUGCUUUAUUAACAUCUGCACCUUACCCAAACUCUAAACCCAACCUCACAACCUGUUGUGCUUUAUUAAGGUCUACACCUACACCUACCCCAACCCUAAACCCAACCUCACAGAUACUUGUUGUUUCAUUAACAUCUACACCUACCCCAACCCUAAACCCAACCUCACAGAAACCUCGUGUUUCAUUAACAUCUACACCUAACCCAACCUCACAGUAACCUCGUGUUUCAUUAACAUCUACACCUACCCCAACCCUAAACCCAACCUCAAAGUAACCUCUUAUUUCAUUAACAUCUACACCUACCCCAACCCUAAACCCAACCUCACAGUAACCAUGUUUCAUUAACAUCUACACCUACCCCAACCCUAAACCCAACCUCACAGUAACCUCGUGUUUAAUUAACAUCUACACCUACCCCAACCCUAAACCCAACCUCACAGAAACCUCGUGUUUCAUUAACAUCUACACCUAACCCAACCUCACAGUAACCUCGUGUUUCAUUAACAUCUACACCUACCCCAACCCUAAACCCAACCUCACAGUAACCAUGUUUCAUUAACAUCUACACCUACCCCAACCCUGAACCCAACCUCACAGUAACCUCGUGUUUAAUUAACAUCUACACCUACCCCAACCCUAAACCCAACCUCACAGUAACCUCUUGUGUUUCAUUAACAUCUACACCUACCCAAACCCUAAACCCAACCUCAUAGUAACCUCUUGUGUUUCAUUAACAUCUACACCUAACCCAACCCUAAACCCAACCUCACAGUAACCUGGUGUAUAUUAUUAACGACUACACCUACCCCAACCCUAAACCCAACCUCACAGUAACCUCUUGUGUUUCAUUAACAUCUACACCUACCCAAACCCUAAACCCAACCUCACAGUAACCUCUUGUGUUUCAUUAACAUCUACACCUACCCAAACCCUAAACCCAACCUCACAGUAACCUCUUGUGUUUCAUUAACAUCUACACCUAACCCAACCCUAAACCCAACCUCACAGUAACCUGGUGUAUAUUAUUAACGACUACACCUACCCAAACCCUA
This is a messenger RNA of Danio aesculapii, 3030 nucleotides long. RefSeq names its product tubulin, beta 1 class VI (gene tubb1). Bases 53 to 1456 code for a protein of 467 amino acids. Gene Ontology annotation, cellular component: cytoplasm; microtubule. Gene Ontology annotation, biological process: microtubule cytoskeleton organization; mitotic cell cycle. The record is from RefSeq and is a predicted model, not a curated record. NCBI's taxonomy places the organism in Eukaryota, Metazoa, Chordata, Actinopteri, Cypriniformes, Danionidae. Gene Ontology annotation, molecular function: GTP binding; structural constituent of cytoskeleton; GTPase activity. The transcript is spliced from 4 exons.